UGCCGUUCACGCAGGCGUGUGCGGAGGCCGCCGGAAGAGUGCACCGAAUUGACGCGUCCACGCGUCUCGACUGCCAGAGAAGCGGUCACAGGACCUGCCCGUCCAUGGAGAGCUCCGCGAGUGACGGGGUCUUACGCAAAACCAGGUCACAUGACAGACAGACGCAGCGAGACGAGGCGCAGACAGGCGGGACGGCGCUGUCGGCGUUGCCUUGUCGAGACGGGACGGGAGACAUGAACGGGACAGAUGACAAAGGGAAUAUGAUGGACGGGGUCGACGAGCUCGUGUUCUUCGUCAAUGGGAAGAAGGUUGUGGAGAAGAAUGCUGAUCCUGAAAUGACUCUGUUGACAUAUCUCAGGAGGAAACUGGGGCUGACGGGUACCAAGCUGGGUUGUGCGGAGGGGGGUUGUGGGGCCUGCACAGUCAUGCUGUCCAGGUAUCAACCACGCACACAACAACUGCAUCAUUAUGCGAUGAAUGCAUGUCUGGCUCCUCUCUGUUCUCUCCACCUCGCUGCUGUUACUACUGUGGAGGGAAUCGGCAGCUUGGCCAGCAAAAUCCACCCUGUACAGGAGCGUAUAGCAAAGGCUCAUGGGUCUCAGUGCGGGUUCUGUACUCCGGGAAUAGUCAUGUCCAUGUACGCCCUGCUUCGGAACAACCCCGCCCCCAAGAUGGCCGACAUAGAGGAAGCCUUUCAAGGGAAUCUGUGUCGCUGCACGGGCUACCGACCAAUUCUGGAAGGAUACAAGACCUUCGCUAAAGAGGGCGGAUGCUGCGGCGGCAGGGGGCGGGAGAAAGGCUGUUGUCUGACCAAUGGGAACAUGGAUGAUGAGAAUCUGACCAAUGGCAACACGGCUGACGAUGAGAAUCUGACCAAUGGGAACAUGGCUGAUGAGACUCUGACCAAUGGGAAAGGGGAUGAUGAGAGGACGCCGGAGCAACGUGACAAAAAUGCUCCUCUCUUCAACCCGGCAGACUUCAUGCCCUUUGACCCAACGCAAGAGGUCAUCUUCCCCCCAGAGUUAAUAUCCCUCAUUAAGGGCGAGAAGUGCAGGACUUUAUGGUUUCGUGGGGAGAGGGCUCUGUGGAUCCAGCCGGCCACACUGAAGGACUUAGUGCUUCUGAAGUCACAAUACCCCGAUGCCAAACUGGUGGUAGGGAACACAGAAAUAGGUAUUGAGGUGAAGUUUAAAAAUAUGCUCUACCCCAUCAUCUUGGCACCAACCUUCAUUCUUGAACUUCACAAAGUGCAGUACACUGAGGAAGGCAUUGUGAUGGGUGCGUCAUGCUCUUUGACUGUAUUGGGGAGGGUGCUGAGAGAGGCCAUUUCCAGACUGCCCCCACAUCAGACCGAGAUCCUGCGGGCGCUGGCCGAGCAGCUGCAGUGGUUUGCUGGUCUGCAGAUCCGCAACGUAGCAGCAAUUGCUGGUAAUAUUAUGACUGCCAGUCCUAUAUCUGACCUCAACCCCAUCUUCAUGGCAGCGGGCUGCAAACUCACACUCAUGGACAAAGAUGGCAGUCGUGUGGUGCAGAUGGAUGACAAGUUUUUCCCAGGUUACAGGAAGACGGUUGUGAGACCGGAGGAGAUUCUGCUGUCUGUAGAGAUUCCCUUCAGUAAGAAGGGUCAGUAUUUCUCAGCCUAUAAGCAGUCGCCUCGGCGAGAGGAUGACAUCAGCAUCGUAACCGCAGCGCUGAGUGUCACUUUCGUCACCGGGACAACCGUCGUCGAGGACCUGCAGCUUGGCUACGGGGGCAUGGCCCCCACGACUGUACUGGCUAAGAAGACAGCCAGUGGACUGCUGGGGAGGCAGUGGGGGGAGGAGCUUUUGCAAGACGCUUGCUCCUCAUUGGCCGAGGAGAUGACCCUCCACCCCUCCGCCCCAGGUGGCAUGGUGACCUACAGGCGAACUUUGACCCUGAGUCUAUUUUAUAAAUUCUACCUGACCGUCCUGCAGAAACUAGCCAAGGAUGGUGUGCAUGUGGAGGAGUUGAGGUCUGACUGCCUCAGCGCCACAGAGAUUUAUCAGCCACAGACGCCGUCCGGCGUCCAGGUGUUUCAGGCUGUACCCGAAGGACAGGACGAGGGGGACGUGGUGGGACGUCCCAUGAUGCACCUCUCUGCUCUGAAGCAGGUGACGGGGGAGGCAGUCUACUGCGACGACAUUCCCCUGUAUGAGAAUGAGCUGUACCUGUGUCUGGUGACCAGCACCAAGGCCCACGCCCGCAUCCUUUCAAUAGACACAUCAGAGGCAGAGAAGAUUCCAGGCGUGGCGUCAAUUGUGUUUGCCAAAGACGUCCCAGGAAGCAACAUGACCGGACCUGCUGUCUUUGAUGAGACUGUCUUUGCUGAGGAGACGGUGACAUGUGUGGGUCACAUCAUAGGGGCAGUGGUAGCAGAUACUCAGACUCACGCUCAGAGAGCAGCCAAGGCUGUGAAGAUCACCUACCAAGACCUCCAACCAGUCAUCGUCACCAUCCAGGAUGCCAUAGCCGCCCAGUCAUUCUACGAGCCAAUCAGAACCCUCCAGAAUGGCGAUGUGGAGGCGGGGUUUCAACAAGCUGACCACAUCCUGGAGGGUGAGAUUCAUAUCGGAGGGCAAGAACAUUUCUACUUGGAGACCCACACCACGUUGGCCAUCCCCCGAGGAGAGGACGGAGAGAUGGAGCUGUUUGUGUCCACACAAGCUACCACCAAAACACAAUCUCUGGUAUCCAUGGCUCUGGGCGUCCCGGCCAACAGGGUGGUGGUCCGGGUGAAGAGGAUGGGUGGAGGGUUUGGGGGAAAGGAGAGUCGCAGCGUCAUGCUGUCCACCGUGGUGGCUGUAGCUGCUAACAAGCUGAAAAGGCCUGUCAGGUGUAUGUUGGAUAGAGACGAGGAUAUGUUGAUCACUGGAGGACGACACCCGUUCUAUGGAAAAUACAAGGUCGGUUUUAUGAACAGCGGUAAAGUGGUCGCCCUGGACGUGUCCUAUUACAGCAACACUGGCAACUCCAGGGACCUGUCUCUAUCUAUCAUGGAGCGUGCUCUGUUCCACAUGGAGAACUCGUACAGUAUUCCUAACAUCAGAGGACGUGGUUACAUGUGUCAGACCAACCUCCCGUCCAACACGGCCUUCAGGGGCUUUGGAGGACCGCAGGGCAUGAUGGUCUGUGAGAGCUGGAUGACGGACGUGGCUAUGAGCCUUGGCAAGUCUGCCGACGAGGUCCGGCGGGUCAACCUGUACGCCCAGGGUGAGAAGACCCCCUUCAACCAGCUGCUGGAACCCCUGACCUUGGACCGCUGCUGGGAUGAGUGCCUGUCCAGGUCCUCCUACCAGCAGCGCAGAGCGGCGGUGGAGCACUACAACAGACAGAACCGUUGGACCAAAAGGGGCCUGGCCAUGGUGCCCACCAAGUUUGGUAUCAGCUUCACCGCCGUCUUCCUGAACCAGGCCGGGGCGCUGGUCCAUAUCUACACAGAUGGCUCGGUCCUGCUGACACAUGGUGGCACUGAAAUGGGUCAGGGGCUUCACACCAAAAUGAUCCAGAUAGCCAGCAGGGUGCUCAGCAUUCCCUGCUCCAAGAUCCACAUCUCAGAGACCAGCACCAACACGGUCCCCAACACCAGCCCCACUGCUGCUUCUGCAUCAUCAGACCUGAAUGGAGCCGCUGUGCAGAUAUGCUGUGAGGUCCUGCGGAAGCGUCUGGAACCCUACAAGACCAAAAACCCCAAAGGAUCAUGGGAGGACUGGGUGAAGGCAGCCUACUUUGACCGGGUUAGCCUCUCUGCAAAUGGCUUUUACAAGACUCCAGACCUGGGCUACGACUUUGACACCAACUCGGGUCGAGCUUUUCACUACUUCAGCUAUGGCGUGGCCUGCUCUGAGGUGGAGAUAGACUGUCUCACCGGCAGCCACAAGAAUCUCAACACCACCAUAGUGAUGGACGUUGGCAACAGUCUGAAUCCAGCCAUAGACAUUGGACAGGUGGAAGGUGCUUUCAUGCAGGGUCUGGGUCUCUUCACCCUGGAGGAGUUACGGUACUCUCCCCAGGGCCACCUCCUCACCCGGGGCCCUGGUAUGUACAAGAUCCCCGCCUUCGGAGACAUCCCGAGCCAUCUGACCGUCUCCCUUCUCCGCGACGCUCCCAACGCCAAGGCCAUCUAUGCCUCCAAGGCGGUAGGGGAGCCGCCUCUCUUCCUAGCUGCGUCCAUUUUCUACGCCAUCAAAGACGCCAUCAGCGCGGCGAGGGCGGAGUCUGGCCUCAGCGGACCCUUCCGAUUGGACAGCCCCGCCACGCCCGAGAGAAUCCGCAACGCUUGCCAGGACCGCUUCACAGAACUGUGCCCCUCAGCCCAACCUGGUACCUUCACACCCUGGGCUGUGCAGGUGUAGGACGCUCAACCAGAGAGAGAGAGACUCACUGCAAACUGCCUUGUUUGUUGUAUCAGGUGCUUACAAGACUGUCUGAGAUCAAAUUUAUUCAUACAGCUGUUUUCAUAUUCAGAGUUUAUGAAGCAUUUUCACAAACACAGGAAUGCAAACAAUGAAACAGGAAAAGAUAUAUCCGACUCCUAAAACUUCUGAAAUGAUAGAAAGCAAUUGAUUCAAAUGUUGAAGUGCAAAAGUUUAACAUCUAUAACACACUGAAAACCUAGAUUUGAAUAAAAUCCACUAUUGGGGUCCACCACUACAAUAGUGUGAGUUUAAAUUCCACUCAACAAAAGUUUUUUUGUUUAAUUUAUGAGACGUUCAGACCUUCCUGAGUGUCCUGCUAAUUACGCCAAGUGACUGUGGAGUAAAACUCAAUCUUCACUCAGGCUCUGUUCAUGGUUAAAGGAAUUGUAUUUUAUUCAUACGCACAAGCGGGGAAAGAGAAGAGUCACACAGCAGGUCACUUCAAAUUCUCCCUGCUCAGAGUGUCAGCAGAGUAUAUUUAAACGGCUCCACCGCCUCGUCUUCGAGGACAAGCGUCUCUAGCUCCAGCAUAUGCCGUUGGUCUGGUAUGCCAGUCUGGCUCAAGCUGGUUUGUUUCUGACCAGGUAAUCUGUAAUAAAGUUGAUCCUUGCAAGUAAGGUCACAUUUUAUAGCACAGAACAUAAUUUAACCACCAAAAUUAAAUCGCCUUGAUAUACUGGUUAAACAUAACUGACCUGAUACUAUUUAAUCUUAAGAAUAAAACCAAUCUAAGUGAGACUGACCAAAAUGGUUAUGCAUCAUAAUGCACAAUAAUGUAAGUAAUGAACGCGAUGAUCAGCAUGAGUGAAAUUAACCAAUAAAUUAACCAAUAAAUUAAACUAAAAAAUAUACUAAACAUUGGCAAACACGUAGUCCACUAUGACAUUGGUAGAUCUGCCUGUCAUUGUCAUAACUGUGAGAAGAGACUGAAAUGACUUGGCCUAAAUGCAACACGCACAACGAGAAGAGAGCAGGGCCUGGAGAGGAGCCCUGAGGGACUCCACAAGUAAUAUGGACGGGGCCGGAGUAAAAGUCAGCCAUGUUAGUCUAUAGAAUGCCUUUGUGGUCUUUUUAGGCCACUAAAUAUCUUCUUGAUACAACUUUACCACAUUCCAGUGUAUAUAAAAGAAUUAAUAUUUAAUAUAUAGUUGAAUGCAUUGUCAUAUGAAGCAUCAGAAGGAAUCGAAGCUCACCUGUGCCAUUCUAAUGUUAUUAUUAAUUAACCUUAUGGGAUUUUUUGUGAUUUAAGAUAGCUGCUGUUUGAAUCAUUCAUUGUUUUGAUUGUGCUACUGUGACUUGAAUAAAUGUUAACUAU
Molecule: messenger RNA, 5751 nt
Organism: Lampris incognitus (smalleye Pacific opah)
Lineage: Eukaryota; Metazoa; Chordata; Actinopteri; Lampriformes; Lampridae
Gene: xdh
Product: xanthine dehydrogenase
Exons: 36
Coding region: 105-4373 (1422 amino acids)
Molecular function (GO): iron ion binding; FAD binding; 2 iron, 2 sulfur cluster binding
Source: RefSeq, a predicted model, not a curated record